GAGCAUCAAAGUGGAUUUCAGAUCAAGGAGAGAGAGAAGAAGAAAUGUUGUGCCUGAAGGAUCUCAGUGUUUUUAUCUCAUGUGUGCUUCUCCUCAGCGUUCAGUCAAGUCAUGCUUCUGAGAUAAUUGGAGGCAAAGAAGUGACGCCACACUCGCUGCCUUUUAUGGCUCUGCUGGAGACCAACACACCACUAUGUGGAGGGAUUCUGAUCGAUCCUAAAUGGGUCCUGACUGCUGCUCACUGCAACAGCCGUGGCAAGAUCAAGAAAGUGCUGCUGGGCGUGCACUCCAUUAAAGAGAAGGAGAAAGACUCCAGGCAGGUCCGGACGGUGAAGAAACACGUUCCUCAUCCCUGCUAUGAUGACACAGACAAGGUCAACGACCUCAUGUUGCUGAAGCUCCAGACACCAGUGACCACAACCAAGUGGGUGAAAAGUCUCAAACUGGGGCAAGUCGUCAAGGACCCGGCGGCCGGCAGCCGCUGCCUGGUGGCCGGAUGGGGAGGAACCAAAGAGAAGAAAAAAAACCAGAAGAUGUCGGCUGUCCUGAUGGCCGUCAACGUGACGGUGAUCAGCAGAGCGGACUGCAACUCUCCCAAACAUUACAACGGCAAACCUGCCAUCACCGGCGGCAUGAUAUGCGCUGGUUCAACUGGGAACACGAAGGCCGACACCUGCCAGGGGGAUUCAGGAGGCCCGUUUCUGUGCAACGGACAGCUGGUCGGAGUCACUUCUUUUGGAGGCAAGUGUGGCGACACGAAGGAAACCGGAGUGUACUCCUUCCUCUCCAAGAAACAGCUCAAGUGGAUCAAACAAACGAUGGGGAGCUAGUGUGGGCUGAGGUAGACGGAUCGGAGGCCGGUUUGAGUUUAGUUUGCAGCAGCUAGCACUAUAAGUUUUAAUGGUAAAUCUGCCAUCGCUACCAAACUGUACACUUGAGCCAUUUAUCCAUUAGCAUUAUAGGUUUGUGUAUCUAUUGCUUUGACGCUGUUUCAGAAUCACAAGCGCAUCCACGACAGCAGAGUCUGACGGUGUUACACAGCCAGAAGUCAGUUUGGUUUUCUGCUUGUGUAAAAAUCUAAAUACGCUCUCUAUUGUUUCUCCGUCUCCUGAAAGUACCACCAGGGUAGGAGAGCUCCUGCUUGUUGCGGCAGGACUUCCUCUGCUGCAGUAAAAUGAGUCAAAGUCAAAGAGGAUUUUAUUCAAUAUUGAC
Molecule: messenger RNA, 1212 nt
Organism: Stegastes partitus (bicolor damselfish)
Lineage: Eukaryota; Metazoa; Chordata; Actinopteri; Pomacentridae
Product: granzyme A-like
Exons: 5
Coding region: 45-830 (261 amino acids)
Biological process (GO): proteolysis
Molecular function (GO): serine-type endopeptidase activity
Source: RefSeq, a predicted model, not a curated record